UGCCUGGUUCGGGGGAGUCUACCACCCCUGGUAUAAAAGCGUUCGGCUUAGCCCCCUCACGGAGUCGUGCCUCUCUGCAAACACACCCCAGAAUUUAAACAAACAUCAACAAGCAUUUGAGGAGCGAACCCAGUCUCUUCUCCAUCUCUCCUUUCGAUUGAUAGUAAUGCAGCCGUCAAGAAUGGAAUCCCAACCAGAAUCGACGGCGGCACCAGCGGAAGCGCCACCUGCGGAGGAGACUGGAGCGGCCGCGGAGGAGGAGGACCCGCCGCAGGAGGCUGGGGGUGAUGACGAUGACGAAGGAGACGAGUCCAACGACGCGCUGAUCUCAAAGGCUCAAGCAUUAAUGGACAAGAUCACUGCCAACGCCGAGAACCCUAACCCCAAUACACUGCACGCUCUCUCCUCCAUUCUUGAAUUCGAAGAGUCCAGUUACAUGAAAGAUGUAAGCUGUCCUUCCCCAAAUGGCCGCUCUUCACAUAACAUUGGACGGCUGGGUAACCUCAUUCGGGAGAAUGAUGAAUUCUUUGAACUUAUUUCAUCAAAAUUUUUAUCUGAAAGAAGAUACUCGAUGUCUGUACAAGCUGCUGCAACUAGGCUCCUCUUUAGCUGUUCACUCACUUUUGUGUAUCCUCAUGUUUUUGAAGAAACUGUUUUGGAUAAUCUAAAAAGCUGGGCGAUGGAGGAGACAUGUAAAUACGGGGAUGAUCUUUAUUGGAGGAAUGAGUCAGGAGAACAAUCUUCAGACUCUGAAAUGCUCAAAACAUUCUCCACUGGGCUUAUUGCUGUUUGCCUGACCAGUGGUAGUCAAGUAGUUGAAGAUGUGCUAACCCCCGGAUUGCCAGCCAAGCUUAUGCGAUAUCUCCGCAUUAGGAUCUUGGGAGAGACAAACGUAGCACAACGAGAUUCUACAUCAAUAGUUGAGAGCAAAGCUGCUACUACUAGUAUUAGAACUAGAGAGGAGGGCAAGGGUCGGUUGCGUCAAGUGCCUGAAAGUUCUUAUUUGGACACCCCUGUACUUUCUAAGGAUGGCCUCGUUGAUGAACAAAUGGCGGAGAGGGAUCGUGAUCGUGAUAGAAUAUUCAGCAGGCAUGCAGAUGGAGAUGAACAUUGGAUUGAUGAGGAACCAUCUGAUAUGAUGCCUGUAGAUAUCAAUAUCGAUGUUGUUGAGACUGAGAGUGAAGAUAAAUCACACAUAAGGGAUCUACAUGAUGGCAAGUCAAAGCAAAGUGUUAGAUCUGUAAGGGAAGAAGAUGUUGAUGAUAGCUCUAGAGAUGACUCAGCAAGGCAUAAGACAAGUCGUGGUUGUGCAAGGUCUCGAGUGCGACCUAGGGCUACUGAAGCUGCCAUGGAGAAUGAACUAGCUUUGACUCCUGCUAGCUCUGGAAAUAGAAUGGGAGGUCAUGCUCGUAGCAGGAAUUUAGCAAGGAAUUAUGAUGGGAGAAAAAUCAUGGAAAGCAAGCAGAAUAUUGAGAGGAAUUCUGCUGAUGUUCAUGGAAUGGAAAGGGACGAUAACGAUGAUUGCUUUCAAGACUGUAAAUUUGGUUCUAAGGACAUCACUGGUCUGGUAAAGAAAGCAGUUGCCGCUGCUGAAGCUGAAGCUAAAGCUGCCAAUGCUCCUAUAGAAGCCAUCAGAGCAGCAGGUGAUGCUGCUGCAGAAGUGGUUAAAAGUGCUGCUUUGGAGGAAUUCAAAAAGGCAAAUGAUGAAGAGGCUGCAAUUGUGGCUGCUUCUAGAGCUGCAUCUACAGUAGUUGAUGCUGCAAUUGCAGUUAAGGCAGCAAGAAAUGUGACUAGUGCUAAUGACUCACAAGAGCCUAAGCCUACAGAAAAGAUCAGUGAGGAAGUUGAUGAUUUUUUCAUUCUCGAUAGCUUUUCUCUUGCAAAGCUGAGAGAGAAAUUCUGCAUCCAGUGUCUUGCGAUUCUAGGUGAAUAUGUUGAAGUCCUUGGGCCAGUGUUGCAUGAAAAAGGAGUAGACGUGUGUCUUGCACUAUUGCAGCAAAAUUUCAAUGAUAAAGAUGAAUAUGAAGUUUCGCAACUUUUGCCUGAUGUUCUAAAGCUGAUCUGGUCUUUGGCUGCUCAUCGUAAAUUUGCUGCAGUGUUUGUUGAUCGCGGUGGAAUGCAAAAAUUGCUUACAGUCCCAAGAGUUUCUCAGACAUAUCUUGGUCUUUCAUCUUGUUUAUUUACUAUAGGUUCAAUUCAGGGGAUAAUGGAACGUGUCUGUGCACUCCCUUUAAACAUUGUCCUUCAACUUGUUGAGUUAGCUCUUCAGCUUCUUGAGUGCUCCAAUGAUCAAUCAAAAAAGAAUGCAGCAUUGUUUUUUGCUGCUACUUUUGUCUUCAGAGCAAUUCUUGAUGCUUUUGAUGCUCAUGAUGGUUUACGAAAGAUGCUCAAUCUUUUGCAAGAUGCUGCCUCAGUAAGGUCUGGUACAUCUGGGACAAUCACUCUUCAGCUUCUUGAGUGCUCCAAUGAUCAAUCAAAAAAGAAUGCAGCAUUGUUUUUUGCUGCUACUUUUGUCUUCAGAGCAAUUCUUGAUGCUUUUGAUGCUCAUGAUGGUUUACGAAAGAUGCUCAAUCUUUUGCAAGAUGCUGCCUCAGUAAGGUCUGGUACAUCUGGGACAAUCAGUGCUUCGGGAUCAUUACGCACUGAGCGUUCGCCUCCAGAGGUACUGACUUCCUCAGAAAAGCAGAUAGCUUAUCAUACAUCUGUGGCAUUGCGGCAAUACUUCAGAGCACAUCUUCUCUUGAUUGUGGAUUCAAUCCGCCCCAGUAAAAAUGUCCGCAGUGCAGCUCGAAAUAUUCCAAGUGUUAGAUCUGCCUAUAAGCCACUUGACAUAAGCAAUGAGGCUAUGGAUGCUAUAUUUCGUCAAGUACAGAAAGAUCGGAAACUUGGUUCUGCACUUGUGAAGGCUCGUUGGAAUGUGGUGGAUAAGUUUUUGAGCUCAAACGGGCAUAUUACUAUGUUGGAAUUUUGUCAGGCAGCUCCACCUGUUGAGCGCUACUUGCGCGAUUUGCUUCAAUAUGCUCUCGGUGUGCUUCACAUUGUUACUCUAGUGCCGAACAGCCGUAAACUUAUUGUAAGUGCUACACUAAGCAAUGGCCGUCUUGGUGUGGCAGUCAUUUUGGAUGCUGCGAAUGGUGCUGGUUAUGGUGAACCAGAGAUUAUUGAAGCAGCACUGAAUGUGUUAAUCAAUCUUGUGUGUCCUCCUCCCUCAAUCAGCAAUAAACCAUCUGUUUCUUCCCAAGGCCAGCAGAAUGCUCCCAUCCUUCAUUCGAAUGGUUCUAAUAUGGAGAGUCGUGACAGAACUGCAGAGCAAGUUCAGUCUUCAAAUACUUCAGGGUUGGUUGGGAUUUCAACAGUUGGCACAACUACCAGCAGUGCAACACAAGGCCCUCAUUCUGCAGUACCUUCAGGGUUAGUUGGGGACCGUAGAAUUUCACUUGGUGCUGGGGCUGGUUGUGCUGGCCUUGCUGCACAACUAGAACAAUGUUACUAUCAAGCAAGAGAGGCUGUUCGUGCCAACAAUGGCAUUAAGGUUCUCCUUCAGCUCCUCCAACCACGAAUGGUUACACCUCCGGCUUCCCUUGACUGUUUGCGUGCUCUCGCAUGUCGAGUCCUCCUCGGAUUGGCCAGAGACGACACAAUUGCACACAUAUUAACAAAGCUGCAGGUAGGGAAGAAACUAUCAGAGCUCAUACGAGACUUUGGUAAUCAGAAUUCUGGAACGGAGCAGAGUAAGUGGCAAGCUGAGCUUGGACAGGUGGCUAUUGAGCUCAUAGGGGUUGUAACUAGUUGUGGACGUGCCAGUACCCUAGCUGCUUCGGAUGCUGCGACCCCAACAUUGAGGCGCAUAGAGAGAGCUGCCAUAGCUGCUGCUACCCCAAUUUCAUACCACGCUAGGGAGCUUUUACUUCUUGUCCAUGAACAUUUGCAAGCAUCUGGGUUGACAGAAACAGCAUCCACUCUUCUAAAGGAGGCUCAGUUAACACCUUUGCCAUCUUUAUCAGCACCAUCCUCUCUCACAUAUCAAGUCUCUGGUCAGGAAAUUUCCUCUGCACAACAAACUCAAUGGCCUUCUGGGCGUGCACCUGGUGGGUUCAUGUUAUUUGAUAAUAAUAAUAAGCCAAAAGCGGCUGCUGGUGCAUUGCAGGAUGAGGAUGUUGGAAUGAAAUGUGAUGCAUCAGUGUCUUACAAAAAGAAACCUUUGGUGUUCUCAUCUGGAGGGCGUAGUAGUCUGCAUUCAAAAUAUAAUAAUCCUUCUGAGAUCUCACCAGUUUUCAAAAGCAACAUUGCUAGGAAACCUUAUACUACACCUAUUGCGUCACCCUCCUUGGAAGGUCAAAUGGCAUCUGUAGCUGGUGAUACAGACAUCCAGUCUAAUAAGACACCAACAAUUGUAUUGCCUGUUAAACGCAGAUCAACAGACAUUAGGGAUAGUGGGGCACCACCUGCAAAACGCCUUAACACUGGUGACACUCCAUUUAAAUCUCCAACAACCUUUGGAACUCCGAAUUCUGCCCGUAGAAGUGGUAUUCCUCCGGAUGCUAAUCUGUUUGUCACACCACCUCCACCACAGCCAAGUUUUUCAUGUAUCAAGGAGCAGCAGCAUGGCCGGUCUAUUGGAAGUGUGUUACCAUCUGGCGAGGGGGAUAAUAACCUUUCAAAUGACUUGCAAGCCUCAUCAUCAAACACAGAGCGUUUGACAUUAGAUUCUUUGGUGGUUCAGUAUCUGAAGCACCAACAUCGCCAAUGCCCAGCUCCAAUCACAACCCUACCUCCAUUGUCCCUUUUGCAACCACAUGUCUGUCCAGAACCCAGACACAGUUUUGACGCUCCAACUAAUGUGACAUCUAGGCUCACUUCACGGGAAUUUAGGAGUGCGUGUAGUGGGAUCCACGGAAGGCGCAAGGAUCGUCAAUUCAUCUACAGCAGAUUCCGACCGUGGCGAACUUGCCGGGAUGAUGGCGGUGUCCCUCUGACUUGCAUGACUUUUCUUGGAGACUCUUCACAAAUUGCUGUUGGCAGCCACUUGGGAGAGCUUAAAAUUAUUGACUCUAAUAGCAACAGCGUCCUGGAGAGUGUUGCAAGCCAUAAUAAUCCAGUGACCCUACUCCAGUCGUAUAUUUCAGGAGAGACUACUCAACUUAUGCUAUCUUCAAGUUGUCAAGAUGUCCAGUUGUGGAACGUGUCCACUUUUUCAGCAGGACCUCAGCAUUCAUUUGACGGAUGCAAAGCUGCGCGGUUUAGCAAUAGUGGAACAUCAUUUGCGGCGUUGUCGGCAGAUUCACAUCAGCGUGAGAUCCUGUUGUAUGACGUGCAAACAUGCCAGCUGGAAUUGAAGCUCUCGGACAGUGUAUCUAACGUCACCUCAGGACGGGGACACAUGUAUUCCCUUGUACAUUUUGACCCCUCGAACGAUAAACUGCUCUGGAAUGGUGUUUUAUGGGAUCGUCGUGAGUCACGCCCCAUACAUCGGUUUGAUGAGUUUACAGACUUUGGAGGUGGGGGGUUCCAUCCUUCCAGGAAUGAGGUGAUCAUAAACUCGGAGAUUUGGGACCUUCGGAAGUACAGACUGUUGAAGAGUGUUCCGUCAUUGGGUCAAACGGUAAUAACGUUUAACGGUAGUGGUGACGUAAUAUAUGCAAUACUGAGGAGGAACCUUGAGGACGUGACAUCAGCGGUCAACAGUCGGCGGGCAAAACACCCGCUCUUUUCAGCAUUCCGUACAGUGGAUGCUGUUAACUAUGCCGACAUUGCCACCGUUCCAGUGGACCGCUGUGUCCUCGACCUGGCAACGGAACGGACUGAUUCUUUUCUUGGGUUGGUGACUAUGGAUGACCAUGAAGAGAUGUUUUCUUCUGCCAGGGUAUAUGAAGUCGGUCGUCGGAGGGUCACGGAGGAUGAUUCGGAUCCCGAUGACGCCGACAGUGAGGAGGAGGAUGAUGAAGAUGAUGACGACGACGAUGAUGAUGAGGAAGGAAUCAUUGAACUUGAUGUGGAUGGUGAAAGUGAGGAUGGUGAUGAUGGUAGUCUGGGUGGACUUGAUGAUGAUGAGGAGGAGGAGGAGGACGACGACGAUGACAAUGAUGAGGGGUUCCAUAGAGGCGACGACGACGAUGAUGAUCUGGACUUUGAGGGUGGGCAAGGAAUGUUAGGAGUUGUGUCGGAAGGUUACGAAGACGAGGAUGACGAUAGUGAACUGGAGUUUUUUGGUAGUGAAGAUGAAGGCAAUGAUUUGUAGUUGUAAGGAGUGAAAUGAUAUUUGCACGCACGGCAUUGGCAUGGCAUGCCUAAAUUAUGCUGCUGAGCACCAACUUGGCAGAUCUUACCAUUUUGUUUUGUUUUUGUUUAUGGCUUCUUAGAGAGGGAGGGAGAGAGAGAGAGAACCACAAAAUGGUCUUAUAGAUGUUUGUAA
Cuscuta campestris is the source of this 6412-nucleotide messenger RNA. The record is from the annotation of a GenBank genome assembly. NCBI's taxonomy places the organism in Eukaryota, Viridiplantae, Streptophyta, Magnoliopsida, Solanales, Convolvulaceae.